Messenger RNA from Polyodon spathula (Mississippi paddlefish), 2480 nucleotides. Its product is annotated as copine-8-like. Gene Ontology annotation, molecular function: calcium-dependent phospholipid binding. Gene Ontology annotation, cellular component: plasma membrane. The coding region runs from base 169 to 1893 and encodes 574 amino acids. The record is from RefSeq and is a predicted model, not a curated record. Gene Ontology annotation, biological process: cellular response to calcium ion. Lineage: Eukaryota; Metazoa; Chordata; Actinopteri; Acipenseriformes; Polyodontidae. The transcript has 21 exons.
UCUAGCAGCUACGCUGCCAGGGGGCUUUGGUGACGUUGAGUUUGUUAUGAAGUGACAUCACUCCGCUGUUCUUUCCUGCCUAGGCGCUGGUCGUCUUUCUCAGAUACUAAAGUACUGUGUACCUUAUGGGGUCGUUGCAGUUUUAGCGACUGGAUAAAUACUCUUAAGAUGGACAACGGCUUUAUGAACAUGGCGUCCAUAGGAGAAUUCGACCCUCAACAUGCCAGUAUCCCGGCCACUAAAGUUGAGAUCACAGUGUCCUGCAGAAAUCUUUUGGACAGAGACACCUUUUCUAAGUCGGAUCCAAUUUGUGUUCUGUAUACACAAGGAGUUGGAAACAAAGAAUGGAGAGAAUAUGGACGAACAGAAGCUAUUGACAAUACUUUGAAUCCUGAUUUCGUAAAGAAAUUUAUGCUGGACUAUUUCUUUGAAGAGAGGCAGAACCUCCGGUUUGAUUUGUAUGAUGUUGAUUCAAAAAGUUCAAACUUAUCAAAACACGAUUUCCUGGGCCAAGGGUUCUGCACCCUGGGGGAGGUGGUUGGAUCACAAGGCAGCCGACUAGAGAAGCCUUUGGUGGGAAUCCCAGGAAAAAAAUGUGGAACAAUUAUUUUAAAAGCAGAUGAGCUGAACAACUGCAGAGAGGUAGUGAUGAUGCAGUUUUGUGGCAAUAAAUUAGAUAAGAAAGACUUCUUCGGGAAAUCUGACCCCUUUUUGGUCUUCUACAGAAGCAAUGAAGAUGGAUCGUUUACUAUCUGCCAUAAAACAGAAGUGGUGAAGAACACACUAAAUCCAGUAUGGCAGGUAUUUCGAAUCCCAGUCCGAGCUCUCUGCAAUGGGGACUUCGACAGAACAAUCAAGAUUGAGGUUUAUGACUGGGACAGAGAUGGAAGCCAUGAUUUUAUCGGAGAGUUUACUACAAGCUACAGAGAACUGUCAAGAGGCCAGUCACAGUUUAAUGUGUAUGAGGUGAUAAAUCUCAAGAAGAAAGGAAAGAAGAAAAAAUACAUCAAUUCUGGAACAGUAACUUUGCUGUCAUUUGCAGUUGAAACCGAAGUCACAUUCCUUGACUAUAUAACGGGCGGGACUCAGAUCAAUUUUACGGUGGCCAUUGAUUUUACGGCAUCGAAUGGUAACCCAGCCCAGCCAACCUCUCUCCACUACAUGAGCCCUUAUCAGAUGAAUGCAUAUGCUAUGGCGCUUAAGGCAGUGGGAGAAAUCAUUCAGGACUAUGAUUCUGAUAAGAUGUUUCCAGCUCUGGGGUUUGGUGCAAAGCUGCCACCAGAUGGAAGGGUGUCACAUGAGUUUGCCUUGAAUGGAAAUCCUCUUAAUCCAUAUUGCUAUAGGAUUGAUGGAGUAAUGGAGGCAUAUUACCAGAGUCUAAAGUCUGUGCAUCUGUAUGGGCCCACAAACUUUUCACCUGUCAUCAACCAUGUAGCAAGGUAUGCUGCCUCUGUGAAAGAUGGCUCACAGUAUUUUAUUUUGCUGAUUAUAACAGAUGGAGUUAUCUCAGAUAUGGCACAGACAAAAGAGUCGAUUGUCAAUAACUUCACAUUUGAGACCUAUCAAAUAGAAGCCUCUACCCUUCCAAUGUCAAUAAUUAUUGUUGGAGUUGGACCAGCAGAAUUUGAUGCAAUGAUCGAGUUGGACGGUGAUGAAAUUCGAAUAUCAUCCAGAGGUAGACAUGCAGAAAGAGACAUUGUUCAGUUUGUCCCAUUCAGAGACUACAUUGACAGGACGGGAAACCACAUCCUGAGCAUGGCCCGUUUGGCAAAGGAUGUACUUGCAGAGAUUCCGGACCAGUUCUUGUCUUACAUGAAAGCAAGAGCAAUCAAGCCGUCUCCUGCACCCCCUCCCUACACACCCCCAGGGCACCCUCUGCAAACCCAGAUCUGACCUUCCUAAUCGCCUGCCACCUCUAGCCCUCCACUCGUCAGAAACACUAUGUGCUGCACCUCUUUUGUCUGCUUGCACUGUGUAGACUGGGAUGACGACAGGACACGAAAGCAUCUCUGAUGACAUGUUUACUUCCAUUUAAAGUUCUUCUUUAAGGACUUAAAAAAAAAUUGGACGGUACAGGCAGGUUGCGUACAAAAUUGGAUGUCUUCAUGAAUGCCUUGGAAAUAAAGCAGCUUUCCUUUAGGAGUUAAAGCUUAAUCCAAAAAAAAAAAAAAAAGCAGGAAGGACAGUCACAGAGGAACAACUCUUAAAAUGUUAAUGGGGGAAAAGGUGGAACCAUGUUUUAACAGUCGAACCAUGUUUUAACAGGAUUCCCAAUUCCUGGACUGUUGUAAAUAACCAUGGGAAUGCUUUUCCUCUAUCUCUUAAUGUUUACAUGUUAAUGAUUUUUACAGUGGAAUACUUUUAUAAUCAUACUUGAAAUAUAAACUUUGGAAUAAUUAUACUUCUUGUGUGUGCUACCUUGCAGAUGAAACAUCCUAAAAAGUGAAACCAUAUCCCUUCUUAAGAGCAUUCUAGGAUUG